Messenger RNA from Postia placenta MAD-698-R-SB12, 656 nucleotides. RefSeq lists its product as hypothetical. The coding region runs from base 148 to 579 and encodes 143 amino acids. Gene Ontology annotation, cellular component: RNA polymerase II, core complex. NCBI's taxonomy places the organism in Eukaryota, Fungi, Basidiomycota, Agaricomycetes, Polyporales, Adustoporiaceae. Gene Ontology annotation, biological process: transcription by RNA polymerase II. Gene Ontology annotation, molecular function: protein dimerization activity. The record is from RefSeq and is a predicted model, not a curated record. The transcript has 3 exons.
GAUUCAAACUGUACGAAGGUGAGACCUCUUCGCUGAGACUCGUGUCUCUUUUGGAAGUGAUCGUCGCAUAUGGCCUUAACCCUUAGUCUGAACGCUAUCAGGGCAGCCUGUAGCUGAAUGUAGAUUUUUCACUAGUUUGUAAUCAUCAUGAACGCACCCAAUCGAUACGAGUUAUAUGUCUUGGAAGAAGGCGAGAAGCCUGUUGAAAUUAUCGAAGACACAAAGAUACCGAAUGCAGCCACAAUCAAAGUCCUGAAGCAGGACCAUACCCUUGGCAACCUAAUUCGCGCACAACUGUUGUCGAUGCCGCAAAUUUUGUUUGCCGGCUACAAGGUCCCACACCCGCUGCAGCCACACUUCCUGAUCAAGAUUCAGACAGACGGCACCAUCACGCCGACUGCUGUCCUAGAGCAAGCUUGCACAAAGCUCAUUGGUACCAUGGCGUCUCUCGAGGCGAAAUUCAAGCGGGAGUUCAGCUUUAAGGAUAUUGACGGUGCUGUGCAGGAAGAUGCGUAUGGGACAACCACCACGGCCGGUGGGCAGGCAUGGGCUGAGGGCAGAGAUUACCUGGACUUCUGAGCUUCUUUACGGACUUGGCGUUGGCUGUGGUUGUAACACUAUUUGCGCAUAAUACACUGUCGGUUUGUAUCAGUCUG